This is a messenger RNA of Trematomus bernacchii (emerald rockcod), 2277 nucleotides long. RefSeq names its product cutC copper transporter homolog (E. coli) (gene cutc). The record is from RefSeq and is a predicted model, not a curated record. The coding region runs from base 649 to 2085 and encodes 478 amino acids. Gene Ontology annotation, molecular function: copper ion binding. Lineage: Eukaryota; Metazoa; Chordata; Actinopteri; Perciformes; Nototheniidae. The transcript has 11 exons.
GAAAAAAACUGUCACAUUUACCUUGCUAAAUUAACAACAACCCAAUGAAAGCUCCUUCAACAAAGUUUUCUUCCAACCUUGGGCCAAGGCUUAGGUAAUGUUUGUUUCAUAACAUGUGGUAAUGUUGGUUUCAUAACAUGUGGUUAUACAAAGCCAGUCCAUUGAGACAUUUAAUUCACAAUUUAGUUUAAAAAACGUAUUUUGUAUUAACUAAAACUCUUCCCAAACGGUGGAGAUUGCAUAAUAUUGAUGUCCCUUAUAUUAAAAAUAAAACAAGAAUCACAUGUGGGUAGUAUUCAGGUGUUUAUAUUCAUCUGAGCAUUUCACACAAGAUGACCCUGCUUUCUCCUAUAACCUCUCCUAUGAUAGAUUUACUCAGUAAAUGUCCAGGAGACGACUUAUUUGUAAAAUAUGUGCAGGUUUGGUUCAGUGUCUCUGGUCGAUAGGGAAAUGUAGUUAUUGGACAUUUAAAUAAUGAAGUUAUAUUCCUGACGUUAUAACGAAAUUAAUAAUAUUGGUUUAUCAUAAACGCGAACGUAAGGUCGGUAUCAUGGGAAGUUGUUAACGUAACCGUAAAAUUAGCUAUUCAUUUGACUGAUAACGUUGCGGACGUGACUGCUGAAGAGUACAAACACCCAGGCUGUGAGAAUGGCUGAGAGUUUUUUGAUGGAGGCGUGUGUGGACUCCGUGGAGUCUGCUAUCAAUGCUGAACGAGGAGGUGCAGGUCGACUUGAACUGUGUUCUAGUCUUCUUGAGGGAGGACUCACGCCCAGUCUAGGUCUGCUGCAGGUAGUGAAGCAGUAUGUAAAGACCCCAGUCUACGUCAUGAUACGGCCUCGUGGGGGGGACUUCCUAUACUCAGACCAGGAAGUGGAGGUGAUGAGGAAGGACAUAGAGCUGAUGAAGAGCCACAGGGCUGACGGACUAGUGCUGGGAGCCCUGACAGAGGAUGGACGGGUGGAUGCAGAGCUCUGUAUGGAGUUUCUGGUUGCUGCCCGACCUUUACCAGUCACCUUCCACCGAGCGUUUGACAUGGUUCACGACCCAGUGGUUGCUCUGGAGACUCUGAUAUCAUUGGGGUUCGAGCGUCUGUUGACAAGUGGUUGUGAGAACUCUGCUUUGGAGGGACUCCCUCUCAUCAAACGGCUCGUUGAUCAGGCUAAAGGGAGAAUUGCCAUCAUGCCAGGAGGAGGUAUCACUGAAAGGAACCUUCAGAGAAUUUUAGAGGGCUCGGGUGCUCAAGAGUUUCACGGCUCUGCCCGCUCCAGUAAGGAUUCUGCCAUGAAAUUCAGGAACACCAGUGUGACGAUGGGAGCAGCUUUUUCAGCACCUGAGUACGGCCUGAAGGUGACAGAUGCGAACAAGAGACACAUCACACACAUAUGCGAUGGCGAGAGCCCUAAAAUCCUAACUUGUAAUUCUGGCAGUUAUCACUGCCUUUUCUGCAUAUACAAGGGUGAGAAGUAUCAGGUCGAAAACCACAUCAAAGGCCAUUCUACUGUGAAGCACGGAGAGUUCACAAUUGUCAAGUGUGGCUUAAGCUGCAGAACAGCAACUCACUAUCAUUGUUUUCACUGCUCGGUCACAAUAAUUAACAGAGCCCAGUUUCUACUGCAUCUCAAUUCACAUGAGCAAAAAGCUGUUACUAAAGGGCACCCUCCUCCACCUGCCCAGCUCCUUCCAACCUCUCGCCUGCUCGCUCCUCCCCCUGCCCAGCUCCCUCCAACAUCUGGCCUGCUCGCUCCUCCACCUGCCCAGCUUCCCCCAACAUCUCGCCUGCACCCUCCUCCACCUGCCCAGCUCCUUCCAACAUCUUAUCUGCUCAUUCCUGCAUCAGCCCAGCUCCUUCCAACAUCUCGCCUGCUCCUCGCUCCCUGUCACCCUGCUCCGGAAAAGCAACCCCAGGAACCUCAGGAGAAACAUGAGGCCACUCAAGACCUCAAAGAACAAAGCAAGCCUAAAAAGAAACUUGUAACUUGUCCACACUGCUCACUGAAGUUAAAUAAGAACAAUUAUAAAACACAUGUACGUCGAAAGCACAAAACAGUCUCUAAGGAAAAUGUAAGAAAGGAAAAGAGCAAAUAAAAACAUUGUUGACGAUUUGACGGUGGGACAUCUUUUCUAUCACUGGAAUCUGCUAAAUUGCUGGAACUGGGUUUGAAGCAUGUUGCAUUAAGGGUUGCUUUGUUGCUGAAUUAAAGUCGACUGCACACAAAUACCACUACCUGUUCAUUUGUAGGAUCUGACUUGUUUUUGUUAUUAUAAUUACUAUUAUGU